Molecule: messenger RNA, 516 nt
Organism: Sclerotinia trifoliorum
Lineage: Eukaryota; Fungi; Ascomycota; Leotiomycetes; Helotiales; Sclerotiniaceae
Source: the annotation of a GenBank genome assembly
AUGCAACAAAUAGAACAGAAUCUAGAAGAAAACAGAGGGAGCAUUGGAAAAAAUCCUAAAAUACUGAACAUGGAAGAUAUCCACAUUCGGUUCGAUGACCGAAGCUUAUUUGAGGUCGUGAGACAUUUCAUGAAUGCCUUGAACGAUAUGGUACCUUUUGACGGAAGGAACACCUAUAUUUCGCUUCAAAAGCUUUUAGAAGAUCACCAUCGCAACUGGAAAGAACUUGCAGAGGUCCCCAAAAGACCGAAAAAUAUCCUUCCGGACAACAUCUUACCAGGAGAGUUCGGUCAAUUCGGUCUCUUAGCGGUUCUCGAAGCAACCAUGCUUCUUGUGCCUGGUACUAUAUAUGACACAUCAACAUGGCAACCCACCCUUCGGAGAUGGGGAAAAUAUUUUCCGGAACUAGAAGUAGCUUGGAGCGCGGUACAGGGAACAGCUCAGAGUAAGGAACAGAAAGUCGCUCAGAGUGCAGUACCGGAAACUGCUCGGAGUGAGGUACAGGAAACAGCUUAG